Molecule: messenger RNA, 1538 nt
Organism: Phanerochaete carnosa HHB-10118-sp
Lineage: Eukaryota; Fungi; Basidiomycota; Agaricomycetes; Polyporales; Phanerochaetaceae
Exons: 3
Coding region: 25-1404 (459 amino acids)
Biological process (GO): phosphatidylethanolamine biosynthetic process; phosphatidylcholine biosynthetic process
Cellular component (GO): cytoplasm
Molecular function (GO): ethanolamine kinase activity; choline kinase activity
Source: RefSeq, a predicted model, not a curated record
UCAUUUGAGCCGCAGAGUACCUCUAUGUUCCCUGCUGUAGGACCGGAUCUCCAGCCUAUAGCGCUUUCCCUCGGUUACGGAGAACGAUUGUCGCCCUAUUCAGUCCCGGUCUCUUCGGUGGCUGUGGGGGGUAGUAGCCCUUCCAUCCGGACAAUAAGCCGAUCCUCCUCAUCGCUUUCGAUACCUUUCGAUGAUGAUGAAGUCGACGUCGUGCGCGUAGAAGGUGUGCGACAUGCAGAGGGCAGACUGGAAGCUCGGCGAUACAAGACCUCUGUGUUCGUGGAGCAGCUGCUCACGAUUCUUCUGAAGCUGUGCAUCCCCACGUGGACCCACCGCGGCAUCACGGCGGAGACAGUAAAGAUUCAGAAGGUUUCUGGGUCGCUCACCAAUGCUGUCUUCUUCGUAUCGUGCCCUUCUGUCCCACAUACCUCCAUUCUACUCCUCAGAAUCUACGGUUCUUCAUCUGGCACACUCAUUUCUCGUCCACGAGAACUCCACACUCUUCAUUCACUUUCUUCUCGAUAUCACAUUGGUCCGAGGGUGUACGGUACCUUUGAAAACGGCCGUGUAGAAGAAUACUUCGACUCGAGCGCAUUAGCAGCGGAUGAUCUGCGUAAUGCUCAAAUCAGUACCUGGAUUGGUGCCCGAAUGGCGGAGCUCCACCAGGUAGACGUCAAUGCUGUCGAGCUGCAGGAACCACUCGCAUGCUCGCAUCCCACUGACGCUCCCCACCCGUGGCAGCUUGGGGUCGAGAAGAAUGUGAAGUCGUGGCUGUCAUCCGCCCAAGAAGUACUGUCAUUGCCUGCUGUCUCUGACGAACUUCGCAAAUCGUUUGCACUCGACGAGUUUGAAGUUGAGUGGACGCGGUACGUGACUUGGUUGAAGGAGUGGGAGGGAAAACACGGCGCCAGCCCGGCCGUGUUUGCACACAAUGAUACACAAUACGGCAACCUGCUCAGGCUGAACAGUUGUGCUCCAGGUUCUCUCGAACAUCACCAGAUUAUUGUCGUCGAUUUCGAAUACGCGUCACCCAACCCGGCUGCCUUCGAUAUCGCAAACCACUUCCACGAGUGGACCGCCGAUUACCACGGCGAGACUCCACACAUCCUCGACCCGUCGCGUUACCCUACCCGGGAGCAGCGUUUUAACUUUUACCGAGCGUACCUGACGCACUACAAGCCGUCCAUCGUGAGCCCAGACCCGCUGGAGGUUCAGGAAGAGCGUCUCGAGGCGCAGGUAGGGGCCUGGAGCCCUGCGUCGCACGGUAUGUGGGCGCUGUGGGGUCUUGUGCAGGCUCGCGAGGCGUUGGACGGGACAGACGGCGAGCCCGAGUUCGACUAUGUUAGCUACGCGCUGUGUCGCAUGGAAGGAUUCCGGCGGGAGUUGCGAACCUUGUUUGUCUGACGCGUUCUGUGCAUGCUCACGGCCCAGUUACGGGCCUUUACGUCCUGACGACUAUGUGGCAUACCACCCGUAUUAAUACCCGCAAGUUAUUGUAAUUAGCUAUGCUCCUCGGAUUUAAUGUUCAACACAUUCCG